AUGGUCGACUUGGGGAGUUCCGCUAAUAUCAUUCGCUGGAAAGUGGUGGAAGAAAUGGGACUUACGGAAAAAAUCAUACCGGCUGCAAGGACCCUUUCUGGUUUCAACAUGUCCAAUGAAACUACUAAGGGAGUGAUUGACUUUCCCGUGGAAGCUGGAGGAGUUAUCAAAGUAACAAAGUUCUAUGUGAUUGACGACGACAUGCGAUAUAACAAAAUCUUUGGGAGACCUUGGAUCCAUGAUAUGAAGGUGGUUCCCUCAACUCUUCACUUGCUAUUGAAGUUCCCUACUCUAAAAGGGAUCAGGCAGAUCCAGGAGGAGCAGUCGAUAUCAAAAUAG
Molecule: messenger RNA, 339 nt
Organism: Lycium barbarum (goji berry)
Lineage: Eukaryota; Viridiplantae; Streptophyta; Magnoliopsida; Solanales; Solanaceae
Exons: 1
Coding region: 1-339 (112 amino acids)
Source: RefSeq, a predicted model, not a curated record